AUGGCAGCAGGACAUGGACCCAACAUGGCGGUGCCUCCUGCUGUAGGUGCGUAUGUGUCGAACAAUCCGAACAAUGCCCCGUCCGUUCAAGGGCAGCCCAACUCCUGGACUGCAGCUGCCUUGCAGAAUCAGAGCUCUGCAGGAGCACCCCCGGUCAGAGCUGGGGCUGCGCUGCAGCCACAGCAAGCGCAACCACAGCAACUACAUCAACCACAGCAAGCCCCAGGGCUAAUGGGGUUUUUGGAAUCCCAAGUUGCGACCCUCUAUCAACAGCUGCAGCAACAUCCUCAGCAAGGUCCUCCAUCCAUGCCACAAGUCCUUCCUCAACAGCAGCAACCACAACAGCAGCAACCACAACAGCAGCAACCACAACGUUUUUUGCAGAGCUCGACUGGUGCUGGGAUGCCAGCACAAAACGCUGUGGUAGUGGCUGUUUCCGGCGCUGGCACCAACACUCUCAACCAGAGUACUCUCAACCAGAGUAUUGCUGCCUCGAACUUGGCGGCGACCAUCAUGGCCGGAACUCAUGCGUCAAUUCCACAACCACAACAGCAGCCAGCACCCGCAAACAGUGGAACUACUACUAAUGGUUCGAAUGACGACUUGCGCCUGCGACUAGCUCUCCACUUUUUUGAAGAACAAGUUCGAGGAGUCUACCAAAAUGCCAUGCAAAGUGCAGGGUACAGCAUGGAAGAGAUCCAAGCGACGUCCCCUGCCUAUCAACGAUUUGUACAACGAGCAACUCAAGCCGAACUCGAACGGCUCCAAUCCCUCAAUGACAUGAAGCCACCAUCCUCUCACAAGAAAGAAUGA
Messenger RNA from Seminavis robusta, 813 nucleotides. Lineage: Eukaryota; Bacillariophyta; Bacillariophyceae; Naviculales; Naviculaceae. The record is from the annotation of a GenBank genome assembly.